AUGUCUGUGGUCGACCCCCAUCACCAACGAAGUCAAGCUGCGAGUCUACCUAUCCGCAAUUCGCCCCAUCAUGAUGUACGGAUCGGAGACUUGGGCAGCACCAUCAAAUGGUUAUGGAGAGGUUUGACUGCACGGAACGAAAGCUGCUUAGACGGCUACUUGGCUACUUUUGGCCUAGGGAGACCGGCAGGUCGCCUUGUCCAACGAGUUCUGAAGAGUUUGUUGGGUUCGAGCUGGAAGAAGCCACCUGGCCGAAAACGGAAGUUCUGGACUGAUGUGGUAAAAGAGGACCUGAGGACACUCGGCAUGGAUAGGCAGUUCAGGCGAGACGUAAGGUUUCGCAGAACAUGGAAUAGCGACGAAUGGAUUGAUUCUGUGCAAGCUCUCGCAGAAGAUCGAGAAGGUUGGGCAGAGCUGUGUUCAAGGACGGCACACCUCGGCGAAGAUGCGGGUAAUCGCGUCAGGCGAUGA
Messenger RNA from Necator americanus (New World hookworm), 471 nucleotides. RefSeq lists its product as uncharacterized. Lineage: Eukaryota; Metazoa; Nematoda; Chromadorea; Rhabditida; Ancylostomatidae. The coding region runs from base 1 to 471 and encodes 156 amino acids. The transcript has 2 exons. The record is from RefSeq and is a predicted model, not a curated record.